CAAAAUUUAGAAUACGAAAAACUUUAUGGUUCAAAUUGAAAUAGGAGGCUAAAAACAAAAAUUGAAUUUUUCAGGAAGAAUAUAAUAACAACACAAAAGAGCUCUCUCUCUCUCUCUCUAUAGAAGGGAGGAAAUCAAAAUUCAAACGCUACUGAUUCUAUUUCUACAUCGGCGUGCAUCUCGGCGCUCCUCACUCCUUCCUUCGGCGCUGAAAUCGCCGACUAGGGUUUUUUUUGUUUUCAGAUCUCCGGCGGUUAUUCUUCUUCCUCCGCCCAUGGACUCAGAUUCCUCUAGGUCGCGGAUUGAUCAGUUCUAUGUUUCGAAGAAGAGGAAACACCUGUCACCAAAUUUGAAGUCUGGGAGAAAUGAGAAAAACGUGAAGGUGACAGGAGAAAGGUCUCCUGGAGAUAAAUGUACUUUGGACAAUUACUUGAAAGCCUCUCUGGAUGACAAGAACACUGCCAAUAGUGGGUUGCAGGCAAGGCAGGAAGCCUUUACAAAAAGAUUGGCUUUGGAGGUUUCUGGCCCUUCUGCUACUGAAAGUAUACACCCACGCCUGCCUAAACCUCCAAGUGCUGAAACUUCUAAAGGAUUUGAAGGGUGUUCAAACCAGAGCGGAUCUCAAGUUUUGCGUAAAGAAGGUGUUGCUACUGCUGAAACUCAUGCAGCAGAUGAUUUGCUCUGUGCUAACCAGAAAGAUAGUUCAGAACUAAGAGACUUUGCCACUGGUUUCUUGUCCUUGUAUUGUAGGCAAGUGCGGUCUGUCGUUGGCUCACCUCCACAUCAGAAAGCAAACGAACUGAAGCGUAGAAGCAGUUCAUCAUUACUUGCACAAGAUAUACAAAUUUCUCACAAGAGGCGUUGUGAUUUCGAAGAUGUACCAUCACUAGAUGAAUUUGCAUAUCCUCUCAGGAGUAAGCCUGAAUCACUCGCUAGCACUGCUGAUGAAAGAGCCAAAUAUAUCCCAGACCCUACAAAGAAGAUUCCAAGCAAUGAAUCUGUUGAAAAAAUUCCAUUGGGCUUGAGGAAAUGUACUAAGGCACCAGAAUUAUCAGCUCAUCUAACUGAGUGCCACACGCCUGGACCAGCUGUUAAAUCAUGUCCUGUUGGAACCCCUAAGUCAGGCAGUGGUAGCUCAAUGUUCUCACCUGGAGAGUCUUUCUGGAAUGAAGCUAUUCAAGUUGCUGAUGGUUUGUUAAAUCCAACUGAGAAGUCUGAUUCAGUAAAGAAUAAAGAUGGAGGUCAACAUGUAACUAUUCUUUCAUGCAGCGAUAAAACAGAUAAUUGCAGUGACAAGUUAAUGAGAAGUUUAGAUUUAGAUGAAAGCAGAGUAAAGGAUAAAGAUGCCAUUGGUUAUUCAAAAGUCGCGGAGAAACAUGGGAGGGGUUUUGAUAAAGAAGUAUCUCCAUUCCCUGUCAAGAAUCUGGAACUUUUGUUUCAAGAUAAAAAAACAAAUGGAGGUACCGGAGAGCAAUGUGCUUCAUUUGAUCAAAAUAACAUUACUGGAGGAAGCAAUAGGAUCUCUGAAUCUGCCUUUGUUGAUAAUAAAGGAUCUGAAACUCUUGAUAUCGCCAAUAAUGCUCUGGCAAACAAAAAUUUGAUAGGCAGGAUGUAUCAAGAACCUGAAGGAAAGAAAGAUUUUGUGUGCGAAGACAAUGAUAGUGUAAGAUCUGUUUCUAUGAUAAGCAGCAUGAGGAAGCCAACUGAUUCUAGUGAAUCUGAAGAAAGUCAUACUCCUUUAAGCUCUCAUCAUAAUAAAGAUGGUUUAAAUCUUAGCACCUGGCUUCCCUCAGAAGUUUGCAGCGUAUACAAUAAGAAAGGAAUAUCUAAACUCUAUCCAUGGCAGGUCGAGUGCCUUCAGGUAGAUGGUGUUUUGCAGAAGAGGAAUCUGGUAUAUUGUGCUUCUACAAGUGCUGGUAAAAGUUUUGUCGCAGAAGUCUUGAUGCUGCGCCGGGUCUUAACAACUGGGAAAAUGGCAUUGCUUGUGCUACCAUAUGUAUCCAUUUGCGCUGAGAAGGCGGAACACCUUGAGGUCCUUCUUGAACCACUUGGUAAGCAUGUUCGUAGUUACUAUGGAAAUCAGGGUGGUGGAACACUUCCUAAAGGCACUGCUGUGGCUGUCUGCACGAUUGAGAAGGCAAACUCUUUGAUAAAUCGCUUGCUUGAAGAGGGUCGCUUGUCUGAACUUGGGAUCAUUGUUAUAGAUGAGCUACACAUGGUGGGUGACCAACAUAGGGGUUAUCUUUUGGAACUUAUGCUGACAAAACUUCGCUAUGCUGCCGGUGAAGGCAGUUCAGAGUGUAGUAGUGGUGAAAGUUCAGGGAAUAGCAGUGGCAAGAAUGAUCCUGCUCAUGGCCUACAAAUUGUGGGUAUGAGUGCUACAAUGCCGAAUGUUGGAGCAGUUGCUGACUGGCUUCAAGCAGCUUUAUAUCAGACGGAGUUUCGACCAGUUCCGCUAGAGGAGUAUAUUAAAGUUGGUAACACCAUCUAUAAUAAAAACAUGGAAGUUGUGAGGACUAUACCAAAAGCUGCUGAUAUGGGAGGAAAAGACCCAGACCAUAUCAUUGAGCUUUGUAACGAGGUUGUUCAAGAAGGCAAUUCAGUGCUGAUAUUUUGCUCGAGUCGAAAAGGAUGUGAAUCAACUGCUAGGCAUAUUUCAAAGCUCAUUAAAAAAGUGCCCAUAGACGUUGAUGGUGAAAAUAGUGAGUUUAUGGAUAUCAGAUCUGCUAUUGAUGCUCUGCGAAGGUCUCCAUCUGGAGUAGAUCCUGUACUAGAAGAAACUCUUCCCUCAGGGGUUGCCUACCAUCAUGCUGGUCUUACAGUCGAAGAAAGAGAGAUUGUUGAGACCUGUUACCGUAAGGGUCUUGUACGUGUCUUAACGGCUACAUCCACUCUCGCGGCGGGGGUUAACCUGCCUGCAAGGAGAGUCAUUUUUCGGCAACCAAUGAUUGGCCGUGAUUUUCUUGAUGGUACAAGGUACAAGCAAAUGGCUGGUCGAGCUGGGCGGACUGGGAUUGAUACAAAAGGAGAAAGUGUGUUGAUUUGCAAACCAGGAGAACUCAAGCGAAUAAAGGCACUUCUAAAUGAAAGCUGCCCACCUUUGCAGUCUUGUUUAUCUGAGGACAAGAAUGGAAUGACUCAUGCAAUAUUAGAAGUUGUGGCAGGUGGAAUUGUACAGACUGCCAAAGAUAUACAUCGCUAUGUUAGGUGUACUCUUCUGAAUUCUACAAAGCCCUUUCAAGAUGUGGUCAAAUCAGCUCAGGAUUCUCUUCGGUGGCUGUGCCACAGAAAAUUUCUUGAGUGGAAUGAAGAGACGAAGUUAUACACUACAACACCCCUUGGACGUGGAUCUUUUGGCAGCUCACUCUGCCCAGAGGAGUCACUUAUAGUGCUGGAUGAUCUUUUAAGAGCACGUGAAGGACUAGUUAUGGCUUCUGAUUUGCAUUUGGUCUAUUUAGUCACUCCAAUUAAUGUUGGUGUUGAACCGAACUGGGAAUUGUAUUAUGAACGGUUUAUGGAACUGUCUCCGUUAGAACAGUCUGUUGGCAAUAGAGUUGGAGUGGUCGAACCGUUUCUGAUGCGCAUGGCCCAUGGUGCAACAGUGCGCACUCUUAACAAACCACAAGAUGCAAAAAAAAGUUUGCGUGGAGAAUAUGACAAUCGGCAUGGUUCAACGAGCACUAAGAUGCUUUCAGAUGAACAGAUGCUUCGAGUGUGCAAACGAUUUUUUGUUGCUCUCAUCUUGUCAAAAUUAGUGCAGGAAGCUUCUGUGACUGACGUUUGUGAAGCCUUUAAAGUGGCCAGAGGAAUGGUUCAAGCGCUACAAGAGAACGCUGGAAGGUUUUCUUCCAUGGUUUCGGUGUUCUGUGAGAGGCUUGGAUGGCAUGAUCUGGAAGGCUUAGUUGCCAAAUUCCAGAACCGUGUUUCAUUUGGUGUUAGGGCUGAAAUUGUUGAACUUACUAGCAUUCCAUAUAUAAAGGGUUCAAGAGCUAGAGCGUUGUACAAAGCUGGCUUGCGCACAUCUCAGGCGAUAGCUGAAGCAUCCAUCCCUGAAAUUGUCAAAGCUCUCUUUGAAUCUUCAGCGUGGGCUGCAGAAGGUACAGGACAAAGAAGGAUACACUUGGGAUUAGCCAAGAAAAUCAAGAAUGGAGCGCGCAAAAUUGUUCUUGAGAAAGCAGAAGAGGCUAGAGCUGCUGCAUUCUCUGCUUUUAAGUCACUUGGUUUGGAUGUUCACGAGCUUUCGAAUCCCUUGCAAUUGGUUCCUGCUAGGAGUCCCAAUGGACAAGACGCUAUUGAAGGAGACAUUUCUGGAGGCUCUGUUGGUCCCAAUAGAUUUACGGAGGGGCACAUGGAAUGUGAAAACUUUGGUGAGGAUAAUCGCAGAGAGAAGCGAAGGGAGGUAUCAGGUGCUGUCUUAGGGGUUUCAUCAGAAGUUAACUUGACUAGUCGACCUCUUCCUGAUAUUCAACCCAUAGGAACUACAGUCGGCACGGAUGGGCCUAAUGCUGCUAGUAUUCUUUCCAAUGAAGACAAUGUUGAACAGCAUUUGACAGAAAAUGCCCAUAUUCCUCCUAGCAAUAAGGAUAAUGCAGUCCAGAUUCAGGUGCUCAAAAGUCCUGCCAUUUCAAUCCAAAGAUGUGCUCGCCUGAAUCUUCCAGAAGGGAACAGUGAUCUUGAGUUGGUGGAUGGAUCUUGGUUAGUGAUGCCUCCUCUUCGCAUAAGCCACACCAUCGACAUGAGCAUCCUGACGUGGAUUCUUUGGCCAGAUGAGGAAAGACAUUCAAAUCCAAACAUAGAUAAGGAAGUAAAGAAAAGACUGUCCCCAGAGGCAGCUGAAGCAGCUAAUCGCAGUGGCCGGUGGAGGAAUCAGAUCCGAAGGGUUGCCCACAAUGGUUGCUGCAGACGGGUUGCUCAAACACGAGCCCUUUGUUCUGCUCUUUGGAAGAUCCUUGUUUCCGAAGAACUUCUUGAAGCACUGACAACCACUGAAAUGCCGCUGGUUAAUGUCCUUGCAGACAUGGAGCUUUGGGGUAUAGGCGUCGAUAUAGAAGGAUGCUUUAAGGCACGCAAUAUACUGCGGGAUAAACUGCGGUCCCUUGAGAAGAAGGCAUUUGAAUUGGCUGGCAUGACAUUUUCAUUGCACAACCCAGCCGAUAUUGCAAAUGUGCUGUUUGGCCAGUUGCAGUUGCCCAUACCAGAAAACCAAAAUAAUGGGAAACUUCAUCCAAGUACUGAUAAGCAUUGUUUGGAUCUUUUAAGGAAUGAGCAUCCUGUUGUCCCAAUUAUCAAAGAGCACCGCACUUUGGCAAAGCUCUUAAAUUGUACACUUGGAUCAAUAUGUUCGCUUGCUAAACUACGCUUGAGCACGCAAAGGUACACUUUGCAUGGCCACUGGCUUCAAACAUCAACAGCAACGGGGCGGCUUUCCAUAGAGGAGCCUAAUCUCCAAUCUGUUGAGCAUGAAGUAGAGUUCAUACUGGAUAAAAAUGGAAACGAAGUAAAUUCAGAUGCUGAUCGUUACAAAAUCAAUGCACGUGACUUCUUUGUUCCUACUCAGGAAAAUUGGUUACUCUUGACGGCAGAUUAUUCACAGAUAGAGUUGCGACUCAUGGCACAUUUUUCUAGAGAUACGUCGUUGAUUACAAAACUUAGUCAGCCAGAAGGUGAUGUCUUUACGAUGAUAGCUGCAAAAUGGACUGGAAAGGCUGAGGAAUCUGUUAGUCCACAUGAUAGAGAUCAGACCAAAAGAUUGAUCUAUGGAAUUCUUUAUGGGAUGGGUGCAAACAGGCUUGCAGAACAGCUCGAGUGCAGCUCUGAUGAAGCCAAGGAGAAAAUAAGAAGCUUUAAAAGUUCUUUCCCUGCAGUCAGCUCUUGGCUUAACGAAACGGUUUCAUUUUGCCAGGAAAAAGGAUACAUUCAGACUCUUAAGGGAAGAAGGCGGUUCUUGUCGAAAAUUAAAUUUGGGAAUGCCAAAGAGAAAUCAAAGGCUCAAAGGCAAGCUGUAAAUUCCAUGUGCCAGGGAUCUGCUGCUGAUAUAAUCAAGAUCGCGAUGAUAAACAUAUACUCUGCAAUUUCUGAGGGUGUAGAUACUGCAGCAUCUAGUUCUUCAGCUGAAACUAAGUUUCACCUGUUGAAGGGACGAUGCCGAAUUCUUCUACAGAUACAUGAUGAACUUGUGCUGGAAGUUGAUCCUUCUUACGCAAAGGAAGCAGCAGUGCUGCUACAAACCAGCAUGGAAAAUGCGGUUUCACUUCUCGUCCCUCUGCAUGUGAAACUGAAGGUUGGGAAAACAUGGGGUUCUUUAGAGCCGUUUCAGGCUACUUAAGACAUCCUCAUAAUCUCAAUGUCUUUAAAUCUCAAUUUAAGAGACUCGGACAGCUUGCGCAACUCGCUCGUACUUGUAUUUGAUGCGUCAAAAUGUUGCCACAUCCACGGGUUGACUUAGCGGCAUGCUCCUGUUUCAUCUUCAUGAAGUGAUGAAGAUAAAUGAUUUCAGAGGUUUAUUUCUGACAUCCGUUGCCUGAAAGAUGAGCGGUGGAGAUGGAAAGGAAAGGAGCAUUCCAUGAGGGACUCUUCUUAUCAGCUUCAAAGAGACUCUGUAAAGUUCCAACUUCCAACCAAAAAGGAGGUGACUUCAACAGUUAUUAUAGGUUUACUUAGACAGUGACUUUUAUUAACAUGACCAAAAGAUUAGGCAAGGUAAUUACUCUUUUUGACUGUAAAUACACUGUCAACUUCAUUGUAUAUGUACUCAUGGUUUCAAAAGAGAAUUUUGUACUCUGUUCUACAUAUUCGGAUUUGAAUUUUGGGGAAAGUAGUUAUUGAUGGGCGACGAUUCUAGAGUAAGGUCUCUCCAGAAUUCUAAACUUAAUUGUUAUGUUGAUAUAAUUGAAAAAAAAAAGAGUAAAAACCAAUAUUAG
Thlaspi arvense is the source of this 6920-nucleotide messenger RNA. The record is from the annotation of a GenBank genome assembly. Lineage: Eukaryota; Viridiplantae; Streptophyta; Magnoliopsida; Brassicales; Brassicaceae.